Arctia plantaginis is the source of this 780-nucleotide messenger RNA. The record is from the annotation of a GenBank genome assembly. Lineage: Eukaryota; Metazoa; Arthropoda; Insecta; Lepidoptera; Erebidae.
AUGGCUAUGUUUGGAGAAUUUCAGGCCUUGGAUGAGGAAGUAAAAGAGCUUUUACAAAAUUACAGGCAUAAACGGGCUACAGCUUACGAACCCUGUACACUUACAAAUUUUAAAGAAUGUCUUAUAGGCUUACAUGAAGAGUUCGGUUUACUUAACAUUAACUACAUCUUUAAUCCAUACUUGGACGUGGACGGCAAUACCUUGCGGUCCGAGGCUGUCGUCAAUCUAACAAACUCUGUUUGGACAUUGCUGCAUACAUUUAAAAAUUUACAACAUAAAACGGACGCAUUGGAAGAAAGAAAUCAUAUAUUGGAACACAGUAAUAAGACCCUAAAUGGAUUAGUGGACAAACUCAAAGGAAAGAUAUGUUUAGAAAAAAAUGAAUCUAAAGCUUGCGUGGCGUCGGCUCAGAGGAUUGCGGAUCGUUCCGAUGAUGUGUUGCAGAAGUUAACAGAAGCUCGUGCAAAAUUAUUACAAGUUACCAAACAAAAAGAUGCCAAUGAGAGAAAAUUGCACAAUGAGAUAACAAGACUUAAACAACAAAAUGAAAAAUUAACAGAUAGAUUGAGAGACAAAGAUGUUCAUACUCAUUCUGAUAAGAGAUCCUACGUUGCAUGCAGAAAUAUAACAUCUGAUCGGGAAGAAUAUAUCAAGCACUUGAAAGGAAUAAUUAAUAAAUUUGACAAAAAUAAUCAAAUGUUGAUGCAAGAAGUCCUCAAACUGAAGGAGGAACUUAUCUUCAGGGGAAUGGAUCAAUUUACUUUAGAUAAAAAGUCGUAG